UUCACUCAUAAUAUUGAUUUGAAUGCGCAAAUCGUAUAGGAAUACUCUCAUUUAGAAAUGCAGAUAUUACUGUUUGUAACGUGAUUCACUAUUCUAUUAAGAAAGUAUUAUUUCAAAAUUUAUCAUAUUGAAGAAAAAAGUGUACAAUAAGAAGAAAAUUAAAAAACAUGGUUGGACCAAAUAUUUCCUUGUGACUAACCGUUCCGGAAGGUGGAACAACUUCUGUACAAAGCAUAUCUUUUAGAACACCUUCCGAUCACGAGCGUACAAAUUCGGAACUCGCAACGCUUUGCAAAGUAUAUCCUGUGAGCCCUGUAACAGGGCCUGGUGCAGCAAGAUCCGUAUGGGAAUUAAGUCCCGAUCCCGACAUGGUCGGGCAUCUACCCAAUAUUCCAAUUUCUAAUACUAAUCAUCAAAAUCAUGCACCAUCUAAACAAUUACGACAGGGAAAUGGUCCUGACGAUAAUAUUUAUACUGAUGAAACAGCUCCAGGUCAAACACCCUCUGAUGAAACAAAACAAAUUUUCGAACUUCUUAGAUCCGGUGAAAUCGGAGCAGUCGAUGAAUUAGUAGAAAAAAAUGGUUUAAGUGUAUUAAGUGCGAGAGAUGAAUGGGGAUAUACUCCUGCUCAUUGGGCUGCUCUAGAUGGAAAUAUUGAAGUAAUGAGAUAUUUAAUAGAACGAAAUGGACCAGUAGAUCUUUCUUGUCUUGGAACUCAAGGACCAAGACCAAUACAUUGGGCUUGUCGAAAAGGUCAUAGUGCAAUAGUUCAACUAUUAUUAAAGGCAGGUGUUGCUGUUAAUGCAGCAGAUUUUAAAGGUUUAACACCUCUCAUGACUGCUUGUAUGUUUGGAAAAUUUGCAACAGCAGCAUUUUUGUUAGGAUCUGGAGCAUUAGGACAUUUAACAGAUAUAAAUGGAGAUACUGCUCUUCAUUGGGCUGCAUACAAAGGUCAUGCAGAAUUAAUAAGAUUACUUAUGUAUAGUGGAGUAGAUUUACAAAAACCAGAUUAUUUUGGAUCUACUCCACUUCAUUUGGCAUGUCUUUCUAGAAAUGUUAGUUGUGUUAAAAUAUUAUGUGAAAAAAGUAAGAUUGAACUAGAACCUCGUGACAAAAAUGGUAAAACACCAUUACAGUUGGCAAAAAGUCAUAGACAUUCUGAGAUUGUAAGAAUAUUACAGGCUGAACAGAAACGACGAGCUAGAUGGAUUCCACCUAUUAAUGAACUUUGGGCAUUAUUAUUUGGUGGAGCUGGAAAUAGUAAGGGACCUAUAUUAUUAUUUAUGGUAUCUGUUCUUUUAUGGGGAUACCCAAUGUAUUUAUUAAAAUGUAUACCAUUAACAUGGAAUCUUUUACGCGGUAGUCAUUAUUGUUUUAUUUAUUGGAAUAUUGUUAUGUGGAUUUCAUGGAUUGUAGCAAACAGAAGAGAUCCUGGAUAUGUACCACAAAAUAGUGAAACCUACUAUAGAGCAAUUAAACAAAUUCCAUAUUUUGAUAAGUGGAAAAAAAGGAACGUAGUAUUAUCUCGUUUAUGCCAUAGUUGUAGAUGUUUUAGACCUUUAAGGGCUAAGCAUUGCAGGAUUUGUAAUAGAUGUGUUACAUAUUUUGAUCAUCACUGUCCAUUUAUAUAUAAUUGUGUAGGUUUAAGAAACAGAAUGUGGUUCUUUCUUUUCGUUAUGUGUGUAGCAAUAAAUUGUUCAUUUACUAUUUAUUUUGCUUGUUACUGUAUGGCAAUUGAAGGAAUCCAAUUAUUAUAUGUAUUAGGUGUAUUAGAAGCAUUAGUAUUCUGUGGACUUGGAUGGAUUUUGACUUGUACUUCAGUUUUGCAUGCAUGUAUGAAUUUAACUACAAAUGAAAUGUUUAAUUACAAACGAUAUUCAUAUUUAAGAGAUAAAAAAGGAAGAUAUUUAAAUCCUUUUAGUAGAGGUCCUGUUCUUAAUUUUAUCGAAUUUUUUUUAUGUCCUCCAAAUCACCAAGCAAAUGACCCUCAAAAUUAUCAAAUACUUUCAGAAGAUAUCAUGUAAAAAAUAAUAUAAAUUGUAAUUAGUAUUUUUUAAUAACAUUAUAUCUUUAAGAAAACAAAAAUGUUAAUAAUUAAGCACUCAAUAUUAUAUCACAUAUACAUAAUAUAUAAUCUUCAUUUUUAAUAUUAUAACUUUUUAUUUAUAAUAUUAAAUAAAACACGAUUUAAUAAAUAA
Apis dorsata (giant honeybee) is the source of this 2198-nucleotide messenger RNA. It is a transcript of the gene Patsas, whose product is annotated as probable protein S-acyltransferase 23. The coding region runs from base 369 to 2024 and encodes 551 amino acids. Gene Ontology annotation, cellular component: Golgi membrane. Gene Ontology annotation, molecular function: palmitoyltransferase activity; protein binding. Lineage: Eukaryota; Metazoa; Arthropoda; Insecta; Hymenoptera; Apidae. The transcript is spliced from 9 exons. The record is from RefSeq and is a predicted model, not a curated record. Gene Ontology annotation, biological process: protein palmitoylation.